Messenger RNA from Elgaria multicarinata webbii, 1809 nucleotides. RefSeq names its product potassium voltage-gated channel subfamily C member 1-like. The transcript has 4 exons. Gene Ontology annotation, molecular function: delayed rectifier potassium channel activity; protein binding. Gene Ontology annotation, biological process: potassium ion transmembrane transport; protein homooligomerization. Lineage: Eukaryota; Metazoa; Chordata; Lepidosauria; Squamata; Anguidae. The record is from RefSeq and is a predicted model, not a curated record. Gene Ontology annotation, cellular component: neuronal cell body membrane; dendrite membrane; presynaptic membrane. The coding region runs from base 464 to 1753 and encodes 429 amino acids.
AUUCUAGCUCUCAAUUCUGCCAAGAACAUGUGAACCCUGCAUAUUCCCAAAGCCACGUUGGCCUUUGAGGAUGUAACAGGAACAAAGGGUGGCCGUGCAGAGGGACAGAAUAUGCUGUUCAAAGCCCAUCUGGUUUGUUGUUCACCACCAUGCCAGAGUGCUCUUCCCUAGAAAAUGGAAAUUGGUUGUUGAUAGGACCAGCCAAGGAGGGACGGGCCAAGGGAGGGCUCCGGUGGUGUUUCUGUUUCAUAGGCUAGCUUUGUUUUCUGGCAUCCAUGAGCCAUGAGCUUGGAUUUAAGCCAUAGAACAUCCUGUUUUUCCCCUCUAUUUGCCUCUCUUCUUGCCAUCCAUUUCUUCUACGAGUCCUACAAAAUUGCCUUACAAAAUUAAAGAACAAGCUGGGUAUCUUCCCCAUUCAACAAUAACUGUCCUUUUUUCCAGGCUGUAACGAGAGACCUGAAAGAUGAACUCUGCCAGAGAAAAGGUCACCUUGAACAUCGGGGGAAUCCGAUAUGAGACGUACCUCAGUACUCUCAGGGCCUUUCCCGGAACCAAGCUGUGCCACUUGACGGAGCCUCAGGCCUCCACCACCUUUGACUAUGACCCCAAUGUCAAAGAAUUCUUCUUUGACAGAAACGCCGGCCUCUUCGAUGAGGUGCUGAAUUAUUACAGGACCAAACAUCUCCACUGUCCCGAAGCAGUCUGUAAGUCGGUCCUUGAGGAGGAGCUGGCAUUCUGGGACAUCUCUGACGCACCCUUGGCUCCCUGUUGUCGGCAGAAGCUGAAUGAUUUGGAGAGUCAACACGAAGAGUACAACAUCUGGGACGGGGACAGAUCCGCUGAAGAUCAGGGCCUCCUGGCCCAAGGGGAAACAAGCAGUAACAGCUGGAGGGCCCGGUGGCAGCCCAAAAUCUGGGCUCUCUUUGAAAAGCCUUGUUCCAGUUUGCAUGCUAAGUGCCUGGCUGCUGUUUCUCUGCUCUUCAAUAUCGGCAUCAGCAUCCUUUUUAUAGCGAAGACUCAUGAACAAAUACAUUACAUUCCUGUUCACCACUCCACCAGUGAACUUUACAAUGAGACUACCUACCACCAUGAAGUUGAAUUUUCAUUUUACAAACGAUUCCUUUACCUCCUCCAUCUGGAGCUUUUCUGCGUCAUCUGGUUCAUGUUCGAGUUUUCCUCACGGUUCACGUUCUGCCCAGACAAAAAGAAAUUCCUUAGAAACCCUCUGAAUGUGGCCGAUCUCAUCUCCUUGUUUCCAGUUUACAUCGAGCUCUUCUCAACUGGGCAUCCCAAAGCAAAUCACAGUCUCAUAUGCUGGCUGGGUUUGUUUCGGGUGCUGUAUUUCCUCAAACUCCUGAAGAUACUUAAAUUGGUGGAGACCCCUCUAAUGUUCAGAGUCCUGUCCUACACACUGAGGUCCAUCCUAAGGGAGAUUGUCAUCCUCUUGAUGGUUUUUGCCUUUGAAAUCCUUUUCUUUGGCACCAUCUGUUAUUAUGCAGAGUUCAUUGGAGAGCAUGCUGAGACAUACUUCAAUGAUAUUACCUAUUCCUUCUGGUGGGCAGUGGUCACCUUGACCACUGUAGGCUAUGGAGACAUGUACCCUAUUUCUGCAUUCAGCAAAGUGAUAGCAGCCUGCACUGCAGUGUGUGGCGUGCUAACCAUUAUCAUCCCAAUCCCAAUCUUCUUCAUCAAGUUCAAGGGCUAUUAUGAUGCUGCUGUAAUCAAGGAGGAGAUGAAGAGGAUGAAGAAAUAAAUGCCAACACUGCCAUCUUGAGAGCUUCAGAGCACCACACUUCCAACUCUCUCUGG